AUGUUACUUGAUCUUAAUACAAAAAAGACAGUAACAAGACCCUAUGUAACGGUACUUCCGAUCACCAAACAAGUGAUCAGAAUUGUGGAACAAAUGGCACACAACAAGGGCGUUUGUGAUUUGCGUACUUAUCAUUGGAAUAAUGGUGAAAUCAUAUUGGAUGGUGAUUUGCUCGCAGGAGUGGACCCAGAUGAACUGUGGGAUGACACAUCUAUUCCACAGGAAAAUGAAUACAAACAAAGCGAUGAAAAUCUUUGUAAUGAAAAGAUAGAUCAAGAUGAAUUUGAUGCUUUACUUGAAGAAGCGGAAGAAUUUAUUGAAAACUAUGAUGAUGAGCACAUGGAAAAUAUCAAAGAACAGACAGAAGACAGGAGUGUUGCAAGUAUUUAUGAACGAUUGAGACGGAGAAAUGAUGAUGAUAAUUCCGAUCAAGAUCCCAAUCCAAAUGACAAAAUAUCAGAAUGA
Cylindrotheca closterium is the source of this 465-nucleotide messenger RNA. The record is from the annotation of a GenBank genome assembly. Lineage: Eukaryota; Bacillariophyta; Bacillariophyceae; Bacillariales; Bacillariaceae.